AUGAGCCUCACAACCAACGUUCACUUGACAACGCUUUCCAUGAUGGAUGCAGAGUGGGAAUAUAAUAAUAGCUUCAGUUAUAAUGCCACUUCAUUUCCAUAUGAAGAUAUUUCAUCUCAUAAAACCCCUGAUUACAAAAGUGAAGAGAAUCUUUUUUUUAAUUUAGAAACAUUUAUUAUUAUGUCCAUAUUGGUGAUCUGCAUUUUAGGUGCCGUGGGGAAUGGAAUCGUCAUCUGGCUUCUUGGCUUCUGCAUUAAGAGGAAUCCAUUCAUCACCUACAUCCUGAACUUGGCCAUCGCUGAUUUUGGACUUCUCGUGUCAUUGAUUAUUAUUGUUGUUGUUAAUGAGUCUUUUGGACAAAGUUAUCUUUCUAAUAUUAUUUUUGCUCUGUUCUUCUUUCUCUUCCUAUUAAUGUCCAGCGCUGGUCAGUUUCUCCUGACUGCUAUCAGCAUUGACAGGUGUGUGGCUGUCUUCUUCCCACUUUGGUAUCGAUGCCGUCGGCAACCACAUCUGUCUACCGUUGUAUGUGUCCUAAUAUGGGUCCUUUCCACCCUGCUUUCUUUCAUUACUAUCAUUAUCCAAAUAAUUAAUUUUCAUGGAAAUAUUAUUGUAAAAUAUUACCAAUUGAUUGUGAAUGCUGUGCUUUGCCUCCCCUUCAUGACUUCUGCUGCUGUCGCCCUGUUCAUUAAAGCUUGCUGUAAAUCACAACAUCAGAGGGGAAAGCUUUUGACCGUCAUCUUGCUCACUCUUCUCUUCUUCCUCUUCUUAGCUUUUCCAUUUAAUGUCCUAGCUAUCUUGAGUUUUUAUAAUUAUAUCCAUUUAUAUUUUGAAGUUUGUGCAUUGGCAUUAUCCUGUUUAAAUAGCAGCGCUAACCCUCUGAUUUAUUUCCUGGUUGGGAGAGAAAGGAAGGCUGGACAUAGGGAGAGCUUGAAGCUAAUUCUCCAGAGGGUUUUCAAGGAGGAGGAAGGCUGUGCUGAGGAACUGCAACCCCCAGCUGAAACCCAGUUAUGA
Eublepharis macularius is the source of this 1011-nucleotide messenger RNA. Its product is annotated as mas-related G-protein coupled receptor member H-like. Gene Ontology annotation, cellular component: membrane. Bases 1 to 1011 code for a protein of 336 amino acids. Gene Ontology annotation, biological process: G protein-coupled receptor signaling pathway. The record is from RefSeq and is a predicted model, not a curated record. Lineage: Eukaryota; Metazoa; Chordata; Lepidosauria; Squamata; Eublepharidae. Gene Ontology annotation, molecular function: G protein-coupled receptor activity. The transcript has a single exon.